This is a messenger RNA of Actinia tenebrosa (Australian red waratah sea anemone), 1390 nucleotides long. RefSeq names its product S-adenosylmethionine decarboxylase proenzyme. NCBI's taxonomy places the organism in Eukaryota, Metazoa, Cnidaria, Anthozoa, Actiniaria, Actiniidae. The record is from RefSeq and is a predicted model, not a curated record. Gene Ontology annotation, biological process: spermidine biosynthetic process; spermine biosynthetic process. Gene Ontology annotation, cellular component: cytosol. Gene Ontology annotation, molecular function: adenosylmethionine decarboxylase activity.
GUUGUUUGCGUGUUUCACGUGCUCAGUACGUAAAUUGUAAGGUCUUCUUUUUCUCUUCAUUAUCUCCUUCGAGAAGAAAAAAAUCUGCAUGUAUCCUUCUUUACUGGAUUUUUCAGUUCUUCUACCAUCAUGUGUGAAGUUGGAUUCUUUGAAGGACCCGAAAAGCUGAUGGAAGUAUGGUGGAAAUGUUUACCACCGGAUCAGACCAAGGUCCUCGACAACACCAAGUCUGGGGACCUCAGAACCAUAUCAAGGGAGAAAUGGGAGAGAAUUCUGGAGUUGGUGAAUUGUCAGAUCAUAAGUGUGACAAAGAAUGAGGAAAUGACUGCAUAUCUUUUGAGUGAGAGUAGCAUGUUUGUAUCCAAGACACGGGUGAUCCUCAAAACAUGUGGUCAGACGACGCUACUGUACAGUAUUAAACCAAUGAUGAGCAUGGUUAAAGAGGAAUGUGGACUGACAGAGAUUCAGGAUUUUUUCUACUCCAGAAUGAGCUUCCUUGAGCCAAAGCUGCAGCAUGCUCCACACCAGUCAUUUGACCAAGAGGCUCAGUGGCUGGAUAARUUAUUUCCUAAUGGUGCAGCUUAUGCCCUGGGAAGGAUAAAUGGACGUGGAUGUUGGUACCUUUACACCCUUAACUCUGGAGUGGAUGAACCAGACCAGACCCUAGAGAUCUUGAUGCAAGACUUGGAUCCUGACAUAAUGAAGGAGUUCUACAAGAAUGAGAGUUCUGAUGUCAAGCAUGUGACAAAGAUAUCAGGCAUUAAGGACUUCAUUCCAGAGGCUUUGAUUGAUGAUGCAUUGUUUGACCCCUGUGGUUACUCCAUGAAUGGACUUAUCAAUGAAAGUUAUUUCACCAUUCAUAUCACACCCCAAAAAGAGUGCUCUUAUGUUAGCUUUGAGACAAACUUCAAACUUGUUUGUUAUAAGGAUUUAAUCAACAAAGUGUUGUGUGCUUUCAAGCCAGCCAAAUUUCUAAUGACCUUGUUUGCUAAUAAGGAUGCACCGUGUAGUCCUUCAAUCAAAACAUUUGAAAACAUAAUAACAGGCUACAAAAGAGAAGAUUUUCAGUUGUGCAAGAUGAAAGAAUACAACUUGAGUUAUGGACACUUUAAGAAGGACACGACCAGUCCUAUUAGCUGAGACAGGACAAUUGUGCAUGUCAAUAACACCCUAUGAGUAGAAAAUAAUAUAUAGAUCWUAAUCAGGAUUCCCAGGGUUCAGGGAAAAGUCAGGGGAAAAAAGUCAGGGAAAAGUCAAGGAAUUUUUUAUUUAGUCAGGGAAAUUGCGAUUUUCACCUAAAGUUAGGGAAUUUUGUUUAAAGUUAACCAUGAGUAUCCGUGUGAUACUCAUACUGUUUGCAAUUUUCGAAUAGACUGAUAAAUCUUUUCAA